AUGAAUUUACAAUUACUUCAACUGAAAUCAGUGAAAAAAGUUUGUUCAAAUAUCCAUCCAUCAGAAUUUGUAAUCAAUUUUUCACCAAAUGAAUAUGAAUGCAGUUUCCAUGAUAAGCAAAAUAUUUUAUAAUUCUCUAUGCACCCAGGACAGUCAAACUAACAAUUAAUCAUGCUUAUUUUUAAUGACAUUAAACCUCCAGCAUUAUUGAAACCAUUUCUUAUCCAAAGAGUUCUUCUAUUGUGUUUAAUAAGAGUUGUAGUUAUAGUCCAUACGAAUGCACCAGGGCAAACUGAACUUGAAGAUGAAGUGAGUGACUAUUGA
Molecule: messenger RNA, 324 nt
Organism: Paramecium octaurelia
Lineage: Eukaryota; Ciliophora; Oligohymenophorea; Peniculida; Parameciidae
Source: the annotation of a GenBank genome assembly